This is a messenger RNA of Juglans regia (Persian walnut), 1271 nucleotides long. Its product is annotated as cytosolic sulfotransferase 5-like. Gene Ontology annotation, biological process: sulfation. Gene Ontology annotation, molecular function: sulfotransferase activity. The transcript has a single exon. Bases 47 to 1039 code for a protein of 330 amino acids. Gene Ontology annotation, cellular component: cytoplasm. Lineage: Eukaryota; Viridiplantae; Streptophyta; Magnoliopsida; Fagales; Juglandaceae. The record is from RefSeq and is a predicted model, not a curated record.
UCUACUCUCUCGCCGACGAGUCCAGGACAGUACCACUUCACUUGUCAUGGAUCCAAAUAGUUCAACAAAACUUCUCCUUGACCAACUUCCUAAAGCAACCUUUUUUGAGAACUUUGAUCUCUAUCAAAAGGAUGGCUUCUGGUACAGACCCCGUUACCUUGAAGCUGCAGUCGCCUGCUACUCGCGGUUUGAAGCUCGUGACGACGAUGUCAUCUUGGCGUCUGCCAUGAAAACGGGAAGCACGUGGCUCAAAGCCCUCUGCUUUUGCAUUAUGCAGAGGCAAUGUUGUGAAGGUAAUAAUGGUAAGAAGGUUCCCGAGGACCUUUUGGCCGUACGCCACCCUGCAUUCUAUGUGCAGACCUUAGAAAUCCAGGUUUACACUGCAAACCCACCUCCCGAUCUCUCGGCCGGUAUGGAGUCCACGAGACUCUUUCACACUCAUAUGCCUUAUAGUGCUCUGCCUGAAUCCAUUAAGAAGUCCAAGUGCAAAAUUGUUUACAUCACUCGGAACCCAAAAGACACAUUGGUUUCAAUGUGGCACUUCUUCAACAAGCUUAGGACGCCUGAACAAGGUCCAUAUCCUUUAGAGCACGUGUUCGAGAGCUUCUGCAAUGGUGUUUUCCAUUUUGGGCCACUUUUUGACCAUGUUCUACAGUAUUGGAACGAGAGCUUGAAGUUGCCUCACAAAAUACUUUUUCUGAAGUACGAGGAGCUGCAGAGGAACCCAAAAGAACAAGUGAAAAGGCUUGCUUCGUUUCUGGGAAAGCCAUUUGCCGAGGAGAAAGAGGUUGAAGAGGUGAUACGUGGGUGUAGCUUGGAGAGGCUAAAAGCCUUGGAAGUAAACAAGGAUGAAGUGGAUCCCUGGGUUGGGAUGCCGAACAGUGCAUUUUUCAGGACUGGAGUUGUUGGGGACUGGAAAAACAUCUUGACAAAGGAAAUGAGCGAGCGCCUUGACCAAAUUACCAGCAUGAAACUGAAGGGGUCUGGCUUAGAUCUUGAUGAUGCUCUAGAGCCUUCAUGUGUAGCUGUAACACAGUAAACUUCAGUCCCGUCAUCCAAUAGAAUAUAUCAGUAGGCUUGAUUCCUUGAAUAAGAGAUGCUGCUGCUUUCGUUAUUCCAGCGUGAUCACCUCGUUAUGUUUGUGUUUUGCAGCAUGCAUACGCUGCUUGUCAUCAAUGUGGUACUAGGUUUCACAGUUCAUGAGAUGCAUGGGCUUAUAAAUCAAUUACUUGAUCGAGCAAUUAGUACUGUUUCCACAUUUCUGGAUCAGU